Molecule: messenger RNA, 1600 nt
Organism: Musca vetustissima
Lineage: Eukaryota; Metazoa; Arthropoda; Insecta; Diptera; Muscidae
Gene: nop5
Product: nucleolar protein 58
Exons: 2
Coding region: 9-1589 (526 amino acids)
Cellular component (GO): box C/D methylation guide snoRNP complex; small-subunit processome
Molecular function (GO): snoRNA binding
Source: RefSeq, a predicted model, not a curated record
AGCGUAUAAUGUUUGUUUUAUACGAAACUCCGGCGGGUUACGCCAUUUUCAAGCUGUUGGAUGAAAAAAAGGUGCAGGAAGUGGAUAACCUCUAUUUGGAAUUCCAGACACCCGAAAAAGCCAACAAAUUGUUGAAGCUGAAGCAUUUUGAGAAAUUUAACGACACAACAGAAGCACUGGCAGCGGCAACAGCAGCCGUGGAAGGCAAAGUGUCUAAACCUCUAAAAAAGACUUUGAAGAAGUUAUUGAACGACGAAGUUCAGGAAUCGUUGUUGGUGGCCGAUGCAAAAUUGGGCAAUGCCAUCAAAGAAAAAUUCUCUGUUCAAUGUGUAUACAACACAGGAGUUCAGGAGUUGAUGAGAUGUAUACGUCAACAGGCCGAUAGUUUAUUGGGUGGAUUACCAAAAAAAGAGAUGACCGCCAUGGCAUUGGGUUUGGCUCACAGUCUUUCCCGUUACAAAUUGAAGUUCUCUCCCGAUAAGAUUGAUACAAUGAUUGUGCAGGCACAAUGUUUACUUGAUGACCUCGACAAGGAACUGAACAACUAUAUGAUGAGAGCUAGAGAAUGGUAUGGCUGGCAUUUUCCUGAGUUGGGUAAAAUCAUUACCGACAAUAUUGCCUUUGUGAAAACUAUCAAAUUGGUUGGUACAAGGGAAAACAUGGCCGCCACUGAUUUGUCAGAUAUUCUACCGGAAGAAGUCGAAGAAAAAGUAAAAGAAGCUGCAGAAAUUUCUAUGGGUACUGAGAUAUCUGAAGAGGAUAUAAUGAAUAUACAAUGUUUGUGUGAUGAAAUAUUAUCCAUCAAUGACUACAGAUCACAUUUAUAUGACUAUCUAAAGACACGUAUGAUGGCUAUGGCACCCAACCUAACAGUUCUGGUGGGAGAAACAGUCGGUGCUCGUUUAAUUGCCCAUGCCGGUUCAUUAAUAAAUUUGGCCAAGCACCCAUCUUCCACAGUACAAAUUUUGGGUGCCGAAAAAGCUUUGUUCCGAGCUCUUAAAACAAAGAAGGAUACACCUAAGUACGGUUUAAUAUUCCACGCUCAGCUGGUUGGUCAAGCUAGUCUGAAAAACAAAGGUAAAAUGUCACGUUCCUUGGCAGCUAAGGCGUCAUUGGCGACACGUGUUGAUGCCUUUGGCGAGGAAGCUACAUUUGAACUAGGUGCUAGUCAUAAAGUUAAAUUAGAAGCGCGCCUAAGACUGUUGGAAGAAGGAAACUUGCGUAAACUUUCGGGUACAGGAAAAGCUAAAGCUAAAUUCGAAAAAUAUCAAGCUAAAAGUGAGGUGUUCACCUAUCAGCCUGAGGCAGAUAGCACAUUGUCCGCUAAAAAACGAAAACAUUCAGAAUCUGGUGCUACAGAUUUUACUACACCCCUAAAGGCUCCAAAAGUGUCAGAUGAGGAUGAAGAGAAUAACGAAGCACCAGCUGAAGAAGCAUCAGAGGAUGUAAAAUCUGAGAAGAAAAAGAAGAAGAAGAAAAACAAGAACAAAGACCAGGAAGCGCCAGAGGAAACAGAAGCUGUUGUGGAGACACCCACGCCGUCAAAGAAGAAAAAGUCCAAAAAAGAAAAGGAGCAAACGGACGAUUAGGUUUUUAGGGU